Molecule: messenger RNA, 939 nt
Organism: Paramacrobiotus metropolitanus
Lineage: Eukaryota; Metazoa; Tardigrada; Eutardigrada; Parachela; Macrobiotidae
Exons: 3
Coding region: 96-581 (161 amino acids)
Biological process (GO): microtubule-based process
Cellular component (GO): dynein complex
Source: RefSeq, a predicted model, not a curated record
UUUGCACAACAAUGUCGUUUCGCUGAAAGAGCACACGUGCUGCUAAAUUUAUUGUGAUUUUUUUAUGAUCAUAUUCAAAGAAAUAACCUUUAACGAUGUAUAUCCAUAAUUUCCUGAUUCUGCUAUCGUCACUGAUGUGCUGCAGUGUACUUCUGCAUCCCAGUGCUGCAACCGCAAUACGCACAAUACGAAAUGCAGUGGGUGAAUGGGAUGCGGAUGGGGAAGCCAACAGCGACAUGGAUAUGGGACACCUGCCUACGCAUGCCACGGAAGCACCGGACACCGACAGCACCACCCAGCACCGGCCGGUAGCCGAUAUGGAGAAGACGGUGAUGAAGCUGUCCAUGGUACUAACCAUGGAUAACGUGGUCAGGCAGGCCUGCAACCGGUACCCGGCAUCCUCGCAGCGGGAAAUUGCCCUUUCUUUAAAGAAGCAGCUGAAGAAGGAGUAUGCAAAUUAUUACUGGCAUGUUUAUGUCGGGGAAGAAAUACCACAGUCUUUAACGUAUACAUACCAAGGUCGAUACAGAGGAACCUGCAACGAGAACCAGUAUGCGGUAUGGUUCAAUUCUCGACCCUGAUUUGUCGACUGACUUUAAUUACUUAAAAGAAUUCUGAGAUACAGUCCUGCUUAUAAUCAUGUGAAGCACAAUCAUGUUCAACCAACAAGUACUUCUUCCGGCGUUCCUGGAUUGUUUGCUGUCUGUAGAAAUCUCAUUGAAAUUUAAUUUUAUGGUUUGAAUCUUGGAGGAACGAAAAAACUACUGCAUUUAAAUGCAAAUUCAACAUUCAUUCAACCGCUUAGUAUGGUUCUGAUUUUUAUUUUGUACUUUCAAAUGGAUUCAUUUGUUUUCCGGCGCAUACAGAUUAAACAGUCUGCGAAGUAAUUCCUGAAAGGUUUACCGGUAAUAAAUUUUGUAAGUCAAUUGGCACGCUUAG